UGACGUGACAGAAAUAUUCCCGAUCUCUAGAACGCACUUUUAUCUGUGCCUGUGGUGAUUAUAUCAUUGGUUUGCAUGGCGGCAAGUGACACCGGCAAAGGAUAAUGGAAGAAAUGUCUUUUAAUUCUUUUAGACUGCCUGUUGAUUUAACGUGCCUGUAUGGUGAUGAACGGAGUUGGUGUUAUAUUUACGUCGAACCACAGAAAUUUAAUGUAGUAAACGAUUUAGAAGCCUAUUUACAGAAUCUUUUUGGAAUCCCCCCACCUGUUAAACUUUUCGUUGGGAAAUAUUUACUGCCUAGCUCUGAGAGUAUUAAAAUUUUGUGCGUCGGAGAUGUUAUUAGAGUUACUGGUGGGAGUGACCUAUCCCAGCCGGCUGCUGACCAUAAUUCUUCUCGCAGAAAGAAGCGGAAACAUGCUGAUGUAAAAGAUAAAACGAGUAGCAAAUCUGCGUCGGCUGAUACCAGUGUGGUGAGGGACAGUCCGCAUAUUGCUGCCAGGGAAGACCCCGCAGCCCGUGUUGGUUCUGAGAGUGUUGAUGGCGGAGUGGCCUUGGCAGACGGUGGCACUGCAUCGCAAGCUGUUGUGCGACCUAGAGCACCAGCAACUGAAGAUGUGACAAGACAGACCGAAGGGCUCCAGGGCAAUGCCAUGAUAAACAGUGUAGGCUCAGUGGGCGACGAUCAAUCAACCAUUUCAACAGAGCCAGCUCAGGUAGAUACGAACAUGGAAACUGAAGCAAGUUUGAUUCCGAAGAAACGUAAGCGGACACGUCGUCAUAAAAGGAAAGCUAUGGUUUCUGCUAGUGUUGGUGAGGCAGUUUCUUUAUUAAGAAGUUCCCUUGGAGCAUUGCCUUCACGUAGUAGUGAAAGUCUGCUCAGUAGUUUUUCUGACCAUUAUACAAAUCGUAAACAUACAAAAUUUUCAGAUGACGAUUUUGACUCUAGUAUUGCUGGAGAAAGUGAACGCGAUGUACCGUAUGUGAAUGGAAAUGCUCCAAAUGCUUCUUUUAACAGGCAGGUACAAGAUCCUAGCAUGAAAUCAUUUUCUAAUUGGGAUGUGCAAGAUUUGUCGAACAAAGCACCAACUGAAAACUUUGAGAAUCUUUUAUCGUUACGCCACAAAGCAGCCCCACUUGUGUUUGAAAGAAAGCAGGCGAAACAAAAAACACCAGAUCCUCCAACUACAAAAGUCAAGGGGCAGGCAGCUGCAAGUUGGAGUGAAACCGAACAGAAAUCUUACGUUCGUGAGGCAACUAAUGAAAGUGCGCCAGAGCGAAGUAUGGAUCCAAACCUUUAUCCAAUUCUUAACUCGACUCCUAAAAAGCAGGACAUUAUUUUGUUUAAGACGCUAGUUUUAACUGAAAACUGCGUUCCACAGCUUUCAUCAUUCAUUAUGGCCAUGGUUGUUGACUUCUGUCCUCAGUCUUAUGAUGUUAAGCUUCAAAUAAAAAAUAACGGGCAGGAGCUCCGUCAACAGCCACUCAAGUUUGCAGCAGAAGUACAGACAGAAUCGGCUGAUGACGAAAUCACCACACUCAACUGGAAUGAAAUACAUGAGACUCACCUUGUCUCCAGAGAAACUUGACACUUAUAAUCCUACAAAACAAAACCAUUGUUAAUAAUUUUUUUAAUGUGUAUAUAAUUUGGAAAUAAUUCUACAAUGAAACAUUGUCUACAAAUAAAAAACAGUGACUACA
Molecule: messenger RNA, 1698 nt
Organism: Bacillus rossius redtenbacheri
Lineage: Eukaryota; Metazoa; Arthropoda; Insecta; Phasmatodea; Bacillidae
Exons: 4
Coding region: 105-1586 (493 amino acids)
Biological process (GO): spliceosomal snRNP assembly
Cellular component (GO): Cajal body
Molecular function (GO): U1 snRNA binding; U2 snRNA binding
Source: RefSeq, a predicted model, not a curated record